AUGAGGUUUGUCCAAUAUAUUCCGACUGGAAUUCCAAACGAAGAUGGUGAGUUCCCGGGAAGGAACUAUACAGUUGGAAAAGUCAUACAACAACUGUAUGAUAUUAGGAAAGCUUCAAACCCCAAACUUGCAAUGACACUCAAAUUGCUUAUGAAUUCGACAUGGGGAUAUUCCAUUAAGAAACCUCAAAAGAUGAAGAGUAAACAUUAUGAGAAGGUCGACAACUUUGUUGAAAGGUUUUCUCCUUUUGUUUUGAAGUACGAGUUCACUCAAGGUCAAAAUGGCUUAGUAACCACAUUAAAACCUAUUGUCGAACAUUGGUCUUACCCUCAGUUCGCAAAGGCAGUCCUUGACAACUACAACAAAUUCUUCUCCGAAGUCAAAUCCAAAGUUUUGGUUUACUAUGAGAACAUUGACGCGCUCAUGACGAACGAAGAAGGCUAUAACAAACUCAUUGAAAUGGGAAUGGUCGGUGAAAAGAUGGGCUGUUUUAAGCUAGAUAAGGUAUUUUCCGAAGUUCAUGUAAUAUCGAAAAGGAAAUACUGGGGCAUACUUGAAGACGGCACAGAAAUAAAACAUUGCAUGAAAUAA
Messenger RNA from Trichomonas vaginalis G3, 591 nucleotides. Its product is annotated as DNA/RNA polymerases family. The transcript has a single exon. NCBI's taxonomy places the organism in Eukaryota, Parabasalia, Trichomonadida, Trichomonadidae. The record is from RefSeq and is a predicted model, not a curated record. Bases 1 to 591 code for a protein of 196 amino acids.